Molecule: messenger RNA, 1726 nt
Organism: Micropterus dolomieu (smallmouth bass)
Lineage: Eukaryota; Metazoa; Chordata; Actinopteri; Centrarchiformes; Centrarchidae
Product: peroxisomal N(1)-acetyl-spermine/spermidine oxidase-like
Exons: 10
Coding region: 108-1610 (500 amino acids)
Molecular function (GO): polyamine oxidase activity
Source: RefSeq, a predicted model, not a curated record
UCGUCGUCGUCGCCUGUCUCUUGGACCCAGAAGCAGGAAAUGACCGUUAACCGACGGAGUCAGUUAGCAAGUUAAAUGUGUGUAUUAGUGCGGAAUAAGCUACGACUAUGAGAGUGGACGCUAAAAUAGUUAUAAUAGGAUGCGGGAUAUCAGGUGUAUCAGCGGCACACAGGCUCGUUGAAGCUGGGUUUCAUCAUGUGCGGAUACUUGAAGCGAGCGCAAGAAGCGGGGGACGAAUAAAAACAGGCAGACUGGGUGAUAAUAUUGUUGAGAUCGGGGCAAACUGGAUUCAUGGACCGUCCAAUGAGAACCCAGUGUUUUGCCUGGCCCGUCAGUACGGGCUCCUGGAUCCAGAGGCCCUCAACCCAGAGAACCAGGCCGCGGACGUCGGAGGACAUCCCCCCUGGGUUCCCAACGUCUUCAGCAGUUCAGGUCGGAAGCUGACUGUUGAGGACAUCCAGCCUGCUAUAGAGAUGUUUGCUGAGCUGCUGAAUGAAAGUUCAGAAUUUCAGAGUCAAGGAGGAGAACCCUGGCCCUGUUUGGGAGAUUUCAUACGGUCAGAGGUGCAAAAACGAGCAGCAGAUAAGUGGAAAGAUAUUGAUGCAACCUCUAGAUCUCUGCAACUGUGUGUGAUCAGUAACAUGAUGAAGGUGGAGUGCUGUGUUAAUGGGUCUCACAGCAUGGAUGAGGUGGGCCUGGGGGCCUUUGGCCUGUACAAGACUCUACCUGGACUGGACUGCACAUUCCCAGGUGGUUAUGAAGGUCUAAUCAAAAACCUGAUGUUGGAGCUUCCCGGUGGUUUAGUGACCUACAAUCAGCCUGUGCGCUGUGUCCACUGGAGCAACACAGAGAAGAAAGAAAACCCUGUGAUGAUUGAGUGUGACACUGGGGAGAGGAUCGCUGCUGAUCAUGUUAUUGUCACUGUACCUCUAGGAUACCUUAAGAAGCACCACUCAGCCCUGUUCCGGCCUCCCCUCCCUCUACACAAGCUGCACUCCAUCCAGAGACUAGGUUUUGGGACAAACAACAAAAUAUUUGUGGAGUUUGAUUCGCCUUGGUGGGAUGCUGACUGUGAGGUCAUCCAUCUCGUGUGGGAAGAUGAGGAUGUCAUGGUGGACCAGGUGCCAGAUGUACAGAGAUCCUGGAUAAAGAAGUUGUUUGGCUUCACUGUGCUCAAACCCACUGAAAGGUAUGGCCAUGUUCUGUGCGGCUGGAUCGCUGGGCACGAGUCAGAGUAUAUGGAGACACUGUCUGAACAGGAGGUCACACACAGCAUCACACAACUCAUCCGCAGGUUUACCGGGAACCCUACAAUCACCCCAAGGAGAAUCCUGCGCUCCCAGUGGUUUCAAGACCCCUGGACAUGCGGAUCCUACAGUCACCCAGCAAUAGGCUGUUCAGCGCAGGACCUGGAGAACAUGAUGGAGCCUCUGCCCACAAAGGGAUCACAGUCACAGCCUCUGCAGGUGUUGUUUGCUGGAGAGGCUACUCAUCCCUGCUAUUACUCCACUGUCCAUGGAGCUGUCCUCACUGGGUGGAGAGAAGCUGAUCGACUCAUCUCUCACUACUCCUCCGUCAGUCCGUCAGAGCUGCCCAAGUCAAAACUUUAAAAGAACAAUGCUGCAAUGACAUAAAAAGAGAUGUAUAACUUUAUGGCAGGAAUUGUGAUUCUGAUAAUGAUGUUAUUUCAUUAAAUACAUUAAGGAUAAAGCUUUAAAUCAACUGA